UGUGGUGACAUGGAUGAUUGGGACAACAGUGAUGACUUAAUUCAGCAACUGGACUUUUCCAGUUGUGGUGAGGAGAGUGAAGACAGAAGUGUAAAUGAGGUGGAUGACUCCCUGAACUCAAGCCCUCUGAGGAGCUGCAAGCCCCAGAAGUGGCCAGACAGCAGUCCUCUGCCAGUGACCCCUCAGAGAAAUAUUAGUGAGAUUUUCCUGAGCAGGACAAAAUCCUGGUUGAGUCCCACCCUGACAGCUUCCCCAGCUAUCAGCAAGAACUGGGGCAAAGUUGAAACACCACUGCACAUCAGCUGGGAAAACCUGCAGCUGCGUGACACCCCACACACUCCUAAGAGCCUGCUAUCGAAGACAGCUUUUCCUUCAUCUGGGACAAAGGUCCCAUCCAAAGGCUUCAGACAUCUGAGAUUUACUCCUGGUGCUGAGUCAGAUGACUCUGCCCAAGCGUCUCUUGUCAACAUUAAUCCCUUUACACCAGAGUCAUAUCGACAAAUGCUCUUUCUUCCUAAUGGCAAGCGGAAGGCCAGAGAAGAGAAGUAUCCUGGUGGAGGGAGCCAGAUUAAGCAGGAGCUACCUAAAAAGAGAUACCCUCUGAAAGAGAGCAAUAUGGUUUCCCGCUACAAGAAGGAGUUCCUGGAAAUAGAAAAAAUUGGUGUGGGGGAAUUUGGCUCUGUCUACAAGUGCAUCAAACGCCUUGAUGGAUGUGUUUACGCCAUCAAACGCUCCACGAGGCCUCUGGCAGGAUCCUCGGAUGAGCAGCUGGCACUGCGCGAGGUUUAUGCUCACGCUGUCCUUGGACACCACCCCCAUGUUGUGCGCUACUACUCAGCCUGGGCGGAGGAUGAUCACAUGAUUAUCCAAAAUGAACACUGCAAUG
Acanthisitta chloris (rifleman) is the source of this 886-nucleotide messenger RNA. RefSeq names its product wee1-like protein kinase 2. NCBI's taxonomy places the organism in Eukaryota, Metazoa, Chordata, Aves, Passeriformes, Acanthisittidae. Gene Ontology annotation, biological process: regulation of meiosis I; protein phosphorylation. The transcript is spliced from 5 exons. The annotation marks the transcript as partial. Gene Ontology annotation, molecular function: ATP binding; protein kinase activity. The record is from RefSeq and is a predicted model, not a curated record.